Molecule: messenger RNA, 3782 nt
Organism: Portunus trituberculatus (swimming crab)
Lineage: Eukaryota; Metazoa; Arthropoda; Malacostraca; Decapoda; Portunidae
Product: peroxidase-like
Exons: 19
Coding region: 6-3038 (1010 amino acids)
Biological process (GO): response to oxidative stress
Molecular function (GO): peroxidase activity; heme binding
Source: RefSeq, a predicted model, not a curated record
UUCCAAUGCUGACCUCCACUGCGCGUGCGCGGGAAGCACAUGGGAGAAACUUAGCACGGCGCUGGCUGGAAGAACGUCAGUCGUAUGACAGCGUUCGAACAGUCUGGUGGUGUGGCAGUGUGACCUCAUACGAGUACCAAGCGACAUCGGGACUGCCUAGGCGUGUAGUUGCAGGUCCGACUCGUCCCGACAUGUUUCUCCUAAGGUUCCUCGCACUGGCGUUGUUGGUGGUGGCGGCUGAAGUAAAAGCCGAAGCUGAAGCUGAGCCUGAAGCUGAUGCAUUCCACGGCGGCUUCCCUCCUGCCCCGGGACACGGCAGGUUCCCCGGAGGAGGUCGCAGCUCACACCCAGGCCGCGGCGGUGACAGUAACUGCGCACUAUUGCUGCCCGGCCCUGGCAAGACUUACAAGAGAGAUUUCGCCCUCGGAGUGUUCAACGGCAUUGGGUUGCCAUCUGAGCGUGAAGGCUUCACCUGCAUCAGCUUCCAGUCUGUGAACACAGCCUUCAGGGCAGCCAGGGACCGCCUGGGUCUGCCGCGCCCCAUGCGUGAUCCAGACCACAGGGACCUGGGCAACCUGGGUGCCGUUCUGGUAGAGACCUCAAGGAACCUUGCCAAGGAGUAUAACUUGCCCAAGGACGUGCUAGUGAACGGUCUGCCUCUUAUCGAUUCCUUCCGCACCAUCAUCGGGAAAGUGUGCCCAGAUUUUAUGAAGCCGACCAAGUGUGAGGUGACCAGGUAUCGUAAGUACAAUGGUCGGUGCAACAACCUGGAGAACCCUCUGUGGGGUGCCAUGAACACUGCCUUCAAGCGACGCCUUCCUCCUGCGUACGCCGACGGUAUCGACGCCCCACGUGUCGGAGUCGACGGAUACCCACUGCCGUCUCCCCGCAUAGUGUCCGCCCACCUGCACCGCGACGACGGCCCACACGACCACGCAGUGACCAUCAUGGCCGUGGCGUGGGGCCAGGCCAUUGACCACGACAUGACCCUCACUGCUGAAACCAAAGAUCCCAUCACCAAGGAGGACCCUAAGUGCUGCGAAGGCCCCGGACAUCCUGAGUGCUUCCCUAUCCACGUUCCCGACGAAGAUCCCUUCUACUCGCUCUUUGGCCAGAAUUGCAUCUCCAUGGUGCGCUCUGUGCCCGGCGUCAAGUACGGCUGCAAGCUGGGUCCUCGCUCCCAGAUCAACCAGAUUUCCUCAGUGCUGGAUGCCAACUGGGUUUACGGCAGCACCAAUGACCACGCCGACCAGAUCCGUCUGCACCGCGGCGGUCUCAUGAAGUCUCUGCCGGUGUUCAGGGAGUUCGGCAUGAAGGAUCUGCUGCCCCUCAAGCUCAAUGAACCUGACGAGGGCUGCAUCAGACCCAACAGGGACGUGUACUGUUUCGACGCGGGUGACGGCAGAGUCAAUGAACAGCUGGUGUUGGCGGUGCUGCACACACUCUUCAUGAGGGAGCACAACCGGAUCGCCAUGGGGUUGUACCGCUACAACCCACACUGGGACGACGAGAAGCUGUACCAUGAGGCGAGACACAUCUUAGCGGCCAUCACACAACACAUCACCUACAACGAGUUCCUGCCCAUGGUGCUCGGCAAGGAAGUGAUGGAGAAGUACCAUCUCAUCCUCGAGAAACACGGUUACUUCAACGGCUACGAUCCCAAGAUUGAUCCCUCCAUGUCCGACGAUUUCGUAACAUCAGCAUUCCGCUUCGGCCACUCGCUGCUGCCCGCCACCAUCGAGCGCUGGAGUCCCGGCAACAAAUACAUCAGCUCGCAGCGACUCAGCAAAAUGUUGCGUAAGCCAUACGACCUGUACAAGGCAGGAUGGUGCGACCAGUACAUCAUGGGCCUCGUAAACCAGGUGGCGCAGGCUAUGGAUGACUCAGUCACGCAGGAGGUCACUAACCAUCUGUUCGAGGAGCAUGAUAAACGCUGGGGGAUGGAUCUCGCCGCCAUCAACAUGCAGCGAGGACGUGAGCACGGUGUCAACUCCUACAAUGACUACAGGGUGUUCUGUGGCCUGCCCAGAGCGCAUGUGUUCGAGGACCUUCUAGGCACCAUGUCCAACAAGAGUGUGGCCCGCUACAAGCAUAUCUACAGACAUCCUGAUGACAUCGACCUGUGGAGCGGCGGAGUGAGCGAGCGCCCCCUGCCAGGUUCCAUGAUUGGGCCCACCUUUAGCUGCCUCAUUGGCCUUACCUUCAAGGAACUACGUUUUGGUGACAGGUUUUGGUACGAGAAUCAGGGCUUCCCCUCUCAAUUUACACCAGAUCAGCUUGAGGAGAUCAGGAAAGUGAAGCUGUCCAGGGUGAUUUGUGAUAACAGCGAUGACAUUAAAACGAUGCAGGUAUACGCCAUGGUGUUGCCGGACCACGAGAUAAAUCCCCGCGUGGCCUGCAACGCUGGAAUCCUGCCGCGGUUAGACCUCAGCAAGUGGCGAGACUCCCACGGGCCGAGUCCCAUUCCUGAUCACAUCCCAGUGGCCGUCCCCCAUAUUGAAUCCUCUGACCUUCCCAUCAAUACCAAAAAUCAUUUCCAAUUCCCAGAGGAUCACCCGAUAAGCCCGUCCCCCGCCCAGCCCCACAUUCUUGCCCCUCACCCUGAUCCCCAUAAUUUCGGCCCCAUCAAGCAGACCUCGCAGUUACAUGUCCCCGUCCCUCCCCAUGGCCUAUCCACCUCUUACGGUCCACCUUCUGACCCCUCUCCUUCCUACGGCCCCCCACUUCCCGCCCCAUCACCUUCCUACGGCCCACCACCCACUUCUAACUACGGACCACCGCCGCCCCUGCCACACCCGGAACCAAUACCUCAUCCAGAACCGGAGCCGCAUCCCCCUGCCUCGUAUGGGCCUCCCCCGGCGCCUCCCGCCUCUUACGGGCCGCCUCCUUUGCUGCCCCACCCUCACAACCAAGAUUUCCACGCGCCCGUCGAAUACUGCGAAGGAGAGUUCAAGCCCCUGCCCGUAUCCCCGCACCACUACGGACGGCGGCGGGACCCCAUCCGACAAUUCUUCGGCAUGUUCGGCUUGAAGGGAUGAGUCACCAAGCACGGAUCAUGAUGAUAUUGUAAAUUAUCCUUAUUAAUUUUAUUGUUAACGUUAUUUUUUUGGGUGACGUGCUCAUGAUAAGGUGUGUUGAGUGUAUGUCAAUCAUUUGUCUUACACGUGACACGUUUCCAUCCCGACUCCUCUUCUUUUUUUUUCUUUCCUCUGCCGCCAAAUUCGCGCAUCCAGGCUGUGUUCAUCGAUGAUGCAAGUAGGGCGUCAUUGGCCCCAUAUAUGCCAAUAUGCGCAUACAUGGGGUGGAAUAAUACUCAAUACGUAUAUUUAGAUCCUUCUUAUGACCUCUUAUCCUGUGUAUAGUCCAUAAGCCAUCAUUCGUUGAGCGCACCAGUACAUCAACACACCUGUUACCCAAAUAAGAAUCAUGUGCUUGUUACUCGCUGUACCGUGCUGUUUUACUCCUCCACCUCCACCCUCACUCUCCAAACACACACCCGUACGUGUACAGUCCCGCAAAUAUCUGUAUUUCCAUGCAUAAAGCGCUGUGAUCACGCUAAUGAGAAAGGUGCUAGCGGGGCAGGUAACGCACACCUGCUCACCCGAUACAUAUUCCCACUCCCACUCACGUCCUCCACAAGCGAUGUUGUACCGAAGUCAUUCUGAUGUAAAUAUUAUCAUGCAUAGUUGUAUAUUUUGCAAGUCACAAACUCCAAAAUUGAUUCAAGUUACCACACACGGUAUAGGAGAGGAAGCCCAUUGAAAAUAAAAUAUUUUUCCGUA